Molecule: messenger RNA, 924 nt
Organism: Anopheles marshallii
Lineage: Eukaryota; Metazoa; Arthropoda; Insecta; Diptera; Culicidae
Product: brachyurin-like
Exons: 1
Coding region: 1-924 (307 amino acids)
Biological process (GO): proteolysis
Molecular function (GO): serine-type endopeptidase activity
Source: RefSeq, a predicted model, not a curated record
AUGGCCAUCAAACUUUGUGCGUUGGUUUUGCUGUUCGCUGGUGGUACCUUUGCGAUCGAGCAAGGUGCAAUUACUGGUACGAAUGUCGACUGGUCUAAGGUACGCUCGAUUGCCGAGUUCGACCACUACUGGACACGGCUGCCAGCGGAGCUGCAGACGAUCCGCAGUGCGUUACCGAGUCCUGCGAGUCGCAUUGCAAACGGGUACACCGCCGUACCGGGCCAGUUCCCCUAUCAGGUGGUGCUGCUGUCAGAAUUCACACUAGGCACGGCGUUCUGUGGCGCAACCGUACUGACCAACAGCUUCAUCCUGACGACCGCCCACUGCGUGGCGGAAGGUGCCGGUAUCAAGGCGAACGGAGGACUCGCCAUUAUGGGUGCGUACGAUCGCACGAUCGUAGAGCCAGAGCAGCAGCGCAUCCGCUUCAGCACCGCGGGCAUCACCGUCCAUCCAGCCUAUUCGAGCGUUAAUUUGCGGAACGAUGUGGCAACGGUACUGCUGGACGCACCCAUCACCUACACGGUCCGCAUCCAACCGGUCCUGUUGCCCGGUCCAACCGAUCAGCGAACGUUCGCCGGUGCGCAGGGCACCGUGACGGGGUAUGGGCGUACAUCCACCACCAGCACCACCAUGUCGCGGUUCCUGCGCUAUGCGAUGAAUUCCGUCAUCACGAACAGCGAGUGCGUCGCGGCCUGGUCGUCGUACUACGUGGAGGAUCAGAACGUGUGCAUGAGUGCAGCGAACGGCAGAUCACCGUGCAUCGGCGAUUCAGGUGGUCCGCUGCUGGUGAACAGUGCGUUCGGACCGCUGCAGGUGGGCAUCGUGUCGUUCGGUGAGGCGGUAGGCUGUGCCGUAAACUAUCCGUCGGUUUACGCCCGCAUCACCUACUUCCUACCGUGGAUUUUGGAUAAUUCGGAUUACUAA